Molecule: messenger RNA, 3295 nt
Organism: Aegilops tauschii subsp. strangulata
Lineage: Eukaryota; Viridiplantae; Streptophyta; Magnoliopsida; Poales; Poaceae
Source: RefSeq, a predicted model, not a curated record
AUGGUUGGUUACUGUUGCUUUUUGUUUCGUGCACAUGCGAGGGCACCUGCUGAGCAUCUAGUUGGGCAGUUUGCUUCCGGCAUGACCAGCUUGCUUGGGAAGUUGGUUGAGGGUUGGACGACACUUAAUGGCUCUGACAGCGACGCGGUUGCGAGGCAGUUCACACCAUUUGUUGCAGAACGGACACAUCGGCCAACUGGUUGCCGUGGCCGGUACGACUACAACAGCUCCCAGGAGCUUCCUGACAUGCAAGAUGAACUAGAUGGAGAUGCUGGUCUCGACAAGGACGAUGAUGAUGACAUGGAGAAUGUGCAACAUGAAACCGACGACGAUGAACAUGUUGAAGUUCGUGCAGGUGGUAAGAAGGACAAGGCUGCAUCAGAUGUCCCCCCACCGGAGAAAGUCAUUGAACAGACAGUUGCGAGAGACAAGGGGGUGUCGCCCUCAAAGAGGGGCAGGGCUCCAGAGGAUGUUGGGCAGGGCUCUGUUGGCAAGAGGUCUAGGACCGAUCCCGUAGCUGCUAGGAAGAGUGAGGCGACAGCGGGUGGACGAGCAGUUACAAAGAAACAAGCACCAACGCCAACCCGUGUUUCUGCCCGAUUGAACAAGGGUGCUCCCAUUGCUGGUGACACCCCUUCCAUUAGGUCGUCUCCUCGUACAUUGAUGUCCAACACCGGGGAUCCUGUCGUGUUGGAAGACUUAAGGAAGACAGUCAAGAAGGUGAAGAAGACUACCACACGCGUGACCAAGCAGAACUGUAGAGACCCACUUGAACGCAUUCAUUUGAAGCCGUCGACAGGUGGCAACUCAGAUGUUCAUGAGGCGCCAGUCGACAAAACUGCUGCUGCACCGUCCACUAUUCCCACUAGCUCUGAUGCAAGCAGCCGACCAUCUCCGCCGGUUGUAGAUGUGCAUGCUACAACAACAGGCAUCCGUACAUCUGGGGGUGAUGAGUCAAUAUCUGCCAGGACUGCUGAGAUAUUGCCCACUCUGCUGGCAAUGAGGGAUGCUGCUGUGCCCCAUGCCACCCGAUCAGCAAGUGUUGAAGUGGACGCUCCAGAUAUCAACCUAAGCAAGGAAGAUUCCCGCUCAUCUGAUACGGAUUCCAAGCGUGUGGCUGGUGGCACUUCUGCGUCCAUAAAAGAAGGUGCUGCGGUGACAAUUCAGAAUGAGAUGCCAUCCACAGGUGAGACUCUUGGCACAACAGCUCCAGCUUCUGGUGGUCCAGAGGUUGCUACGGCGACCGUUUCGCGAGCUGGUCUUCCACCUAGGCGGCGUAGCCCCCGCAAGCAAUCUGCAGACAUACCCAACGCACCAGCUGUAGCUAGGAGCAGCAGAGAUGACUCUGGUUAUGUGCCCGCGUCCACACUGUUCCCACCACCUGCCAAAAGCAAUGUUAUGGAGAAAACGGAAGUCCGGAGUACAACUGACGCAGGUGGCAAGCCGGGCACGACUGACGGAGGUGAACGUCCGGAGCAGACGUCUUUACCCGCCGUGGAGAACCCCAGCUUAAAUCUGCACACUUCUAAGCUCCCAGUCAACAUUGGUGUCCCAUACAGCCCAAACAAGAAGAUUGGCAAGAAAGUUGCGGUUGAUACCGCUGGCAGCACGCCCCGCCCUACCAAUAAGCCUGAUGAUACUGCAGCAGAUGAGGCAGAAAUGUUUGUUGAUCUGUCACCCCUGGAUUCUGUGAAGCAACUUCCUCGCGAUCCGGCUGGUAAGGAGGAGAGGCACCCAAUGGCCUUCACCCCACCGAGCUGUAGCCUUGGCAUCGAUCACUGUCAAGAUGAACCAGUGGUGCAAGAUCCUAUGCCAGUUGCCUUUGCUUUCCCGGCAGGCAUGGCCCCAAUGAUGGCGCAGCCAAUGGCUGAUGGCAGGAAGACUGUGAAGUUUGCAGAGCCAAUAGUGCAAGCCACCCCUGAAGAGAUUACGCCGUCACUUGAUGAAGCUUACCGCAGGGUUGAGGAGGCAGCAUUGCAGAGGAGGUCCUCACAAGGUCAGGGGCAAUCAAGUUCUAACGUGCCUGCUGAGUCGGUAACCGAGGAUACCGUUAGAAGUGCCACCCUUGAUUCUGUGAGGCAGCAUAGGGUAGUUCACGCACCACCCGCGGAUGACUAUGAGCCCGAAGUCAAGGCCACAAAGGAGCAGAACCAACUGUAAGAUAUUGUCAAGCAUUUUGGAAAUGCGAGGUCCAACAACAAGUACAUGAAGGAGCUGAAAGCAACCAAGAUCAUACAAUGUGAUGCGACGUACGUUGACCUGGGUGAUCUUGCCGAGUCUAUGAGGCCACUCGGUAAAAUGUCGAAGAAUGUAGUUGCGUGUGGGAUUGACUUCAUCAACAGGCAUAUGGAUAUUUGUCCCGACAAAACGAUCAUGCAGUAUAGUGUGACCUGCAAAAUAUGGGAUGGUGACUUCCACCAUAAAAUGCUGAGGAAGCAUUUUGCGGCGCAUGGUGAAUUCAAGCUCACAAUGUAGAAAUGUGUCCUAUUCCCCAUGUUCCAGGAGCUUUCACCAGACAACCUAGAUGACAAGUGUGGUCACCACCACGCGAUUUUCCUUGACCUAAAGAACCAACGAUUUGAGGUGUUUGAUUCAAUGCGUCCAAAAGCUGAUGAAGACCUUACUACGCAUGCUGAAUACUUCAUCAACAACCUCAAAGAGACAUGGAACCGUCACUACGAAAACUCAAAGGUCCAGAUCAGACAUUUUCCAAUCGAGUACGUCGCGACUACGAAGCAAGGAAACCGGCACUACUGUGGCUUUCACACAUUGGAAUACCUUGCAAAGUGGGAAGGUUGACGGGUCCCUGUCGUCACAGCUGCAAUGGUCGUCGAGCUCCGCAAAAUAUACACAUGGAACUGGUUGAGGAAUGAAGAUUUCAACAUGCGGGCCAACGCACGAGAGUUCAUAGAGAAAGCUGUCAAGAAAGCCAACAAGAAGUACAAGUGACCACGUGGUGCUCCAUACCGCACGCCUACCUUACAUUCUGUUGCUGAGGAAUGUAAGGUAUCAACUUGUUCUUUUAAAACUAUGUCCGUGUACUAUGUUAUGACUGCAUCUCCCCGUAGCCUAGUAUAUAGUGGUGGCGUGUGAGUGACAUUGAAUAUUUGUAAUAUAUGUGUGGAUGUGAACCUACUUAGGUGUGACAGCAGCUACGUUUAUGUUUUCAGUAUUUAUUUUGUGUUCGUGGUUGGUAGUACCAGUUGGGUGUUUUGAAUGCGUCUAUGAUGCCUGAAAACAUGGCAAAUGUAGUUGAUCAGACACGGUUAGUGAAAGUAAUCGUUCUUUUCGUUUG